AAAACGACUAUCCUCGCGUCAUAUCCCCACGUAUCACUCCUCAUAAUGCAUAUUCCUUAGUAUUAUUGUAUUACGGAAAGAUUACGGUUGAAGUUGAGCAGGUUGGGCGAAACAAAUACACUUGUUCAUUGUUCUGAUUAUUUUCAUUAAUGUGAAGUUUGUGUUUAUUCUAAUCAUGGAAACGUUAUUCAAUUCAGUGUGUGGCUGACUAGUCUCAAGCAAUGGGGAGUUCUGUGGAGUAUUUAUCAAAAUCAUGGUCAUUAGAUCACCUUGUGCUAAUAAUUGGAGGCCGAUCCCUCUAUGUUGUGGUGAACGGAGUAUCAUCUGAUAUAAUUGCCAUCAAUUGCGGCGUUCCACAUAGAUCAUUUCUGGUACCAGCAUUGUUCAUACUUCAUGUCAAUCUGCAGAUGAUAGUACUCUCCAUACUCCAUAGAACUCCUAACCCUCACCAGGAGACUAAGAACUUACGACAGGUCAACGUUGUCAAUGACGAUCUUGCCGAAAUUACAGCUUUGGAAACCAAAAUGAAAUACUGUUCCCACAUAUGGGGUUCAGCACCCAAACUAACGCUGAUGCUUUUAGAUCAUAUCCAGAGAAGAGCCAUUCGCCUGGUGGGUGAAGCUGAAGCCAUACUCACUAAUAAUAUGACAUCAUUAUAG
This is a messenger RNA of Phaedon cochleariae (mustard beetle), 659 nucleotides long. NCBI's taxonomy places the organism in Eukaryota, Metazoa, Arthropoda, Insecta, Coleoptera, Chrysomelidae. The record is from the annotation of a GenBank genome assembly.